Molecule: messenger RNA, 2298 nt
Organism: Pararge aegeria (speckled wood butterfly)
Lineage: Eukaryota; Metazoa; Arthropoda; Insecta; Lepidoptera; Nymphalidae
Product: gastrula zinc finger protein XlCGF57.1-like
Exons: 2
Coding region: 108-1607 (499 amino acids)
Biological process (GO): regulation of transcription by RNA polymerase II
Cellular component (GO): nucleus
Molecular function (GO): RNA polymerase II transcription regulatory region sequence-specific DNA binding; DNA-binding transcription factor activity, RNA polymerase II-specific
Source: RefSeq, a predicted model, not a curated record
CAGAAAUGCAGUUGGCGCGGUCACAUGCGUACCGUACACGGAGAGUUAGAUGAUAGAGCAAUGACUUUGGCAUAGGUCCCCAUCAACAGUUGGCCAUCAAAGGUAAAAUGAGCGGAGAUAUAAAGAAGAUUCCUAUUUACGGUGAUGUGAAGAAAAUGAUUAUGCGUAAAGAUAAUAAAAACGCUAUAGUCCAAAUACCUAACGCAACAGUCAAAAGGCUUUCUGUAAAGAUUAAAAGACCCGCGCCAGUACCUGAUAUUGUAACUGCUAUAUCUAAAAUGCCUAACAUAACCAUAAUGAAGGGUUUAUCAGGAACUAUCAAAAGAAUGCCCACAAAAAAUAGAACUGCAAUGGUCACAAUACCAAGAAAUAAAACUGCCAUAACUGCAUUACCAAAUGUCACUGUCGUAAAAGGAUUAUCUGAUUGUAUUAGUAGAACCGCUCCAAACACAAUAGUAAAAACAGUUUUAGUUAAAAAAACGCCUAAAAAAAUACCGAAUAAAAAGGGUGAGAAGGGGGACCCUCCGAUUUCUGAAAAACACAAGCAUUGUACGAAUUUAGAAGUUAUUUUGGGGAGUUCGAACGCAACGCCGAUUCGUAGCCAAGAUGGAUUCGCAUAUACGUGUUGCUUCUGUAACGAGAGCUAUGUAAAGCCAGCCGAUCUAAAAACUCAUACAAUGAUGACACAUAACAACAGUUCCGAUGUAAGUGAGUUCAUGAAGAAACAACGACCCUCUGCUUUCUUACUGAAGCUCGAUAUUACACUAUUAAAAUGCACACUAUGUGACGAAAGUACCAUAGACACGGUAGAAGGAUUGUUCAACCAUUUGCAAGAAGAACACAAAAAGAUUCUAUUUACGGAUGUAAAGAAUCAUAUAAUUCCCUUUAGAUUUGGAGGAGAUCAACUGCAAUGUGCUAUUUGUCCGAAUGUAUUCACCAAAUACAAAAUCCUUUUAGAGCACAUGCAUACGCAUUACAGAAACUACGUCUGUGAUAUUUGUAAUUAUGGUUUCAGUACUCGCAGGGCGAUGUUAAAUCACAAAGAAUCACAUAAAACAGGCACCUACGAAUGCAGUCAGUGCGACAAAGUAUUUGAGAACCCCCAAAGGAGAAGAACGCAUCUUAACGCAGUCCACAAAUUUAUGAACAUGCCCCACAGAUGCGGUGUCUGCAAUGAGAGAUUUAAAAGCAUCCGCCUGAAGGAUCGACACAUGAUCAAAGUGCACGGAAAGACGCCGAUGUCUUUAACAUGCUUAGCCUGUGACAAAAUCUUCACAAGCCAAAAUUCCUUACGGAUACACAGAAAAAAUUAUCACCUGAUGGAAAGGCAUUACCAAUGCAAGGAGUGCGAAAUGAACUUCUUCACCAACGGCCAGUUGAAGAACCACAUGGUGAAGCACACGGGCAGGAAGGAUUUCCAAUGCGACGUUUGCUUGAAGUGGUUCACAAGGAAAACAGUUUUGCGCGAGCAUAUGCGGAUUCAUGCAAACGAUCGUCGUUUCACCUGUUUGGAGUGCGGAAGGGGAUUCGUUCAGAAAUGCAGUUGGCGUGGUCACAUGCGUACGGUGCAUGGUUUGAAAGCUGAUAAGGCAUUGUCUACGACGUAAAUACUUUCGGUAUAAGUCAAGGAAAAAAGAUGUGGUGUACUCGUUAAGUGCACAGGGAUAAAAACCUGAGUUAAAAAAUUAAUUUAAUUUUAUUCCCUUUAAAAAAUCAUAUAUAAAAUAUGAUUUUUGUACCUGUGAAUAUUUAUUGAAGUUACGAAGACGUUUUCUCUGUAGCCGCGUUAAGCAAUUUUGCGGUAGGGGUAGUACUUACGGUUUUGCAUCACCGAUGACCUCGAUAUGCUCGUGAGGUAAUGCGCUCGACUAGCUAUGCGUGUUAUAGCGGAAUGUGUGCAUUUCGGUAGGGGUUUGCAUCACCGAUGACCUCGACAUGCUCGUGAGUUAAUGCGCCCGACUAGCGAUGCGUAUUAUAGCGGAGUGUGUGCAUUUGUACGCAUUAUUACAUUACAUUGUAAAUUCACUUUUUGAAUGGAAAAAAUCUUGUGAUUUCGCUUCACAGACAUUCGUGAGGUUAUAUGAAUUGGUUAAUUAUUUUGAGGUUAUAUGAAGUCACUGCGCAGAACAAUAGUUAGUAUUUAAUAUACUUACUCGUAAAUGUUCAUGUAGGAAAUUAAUAACAAACAAAGAAGGUACUUAUUGUGGAAACACAGUUAUUCUAUCGUUUUGUAUUUUCUCUUUUCUCUGCAGUCCUUAAAAUUUAAUGUUUUUUUUUUUUUAUAUAAUAACCAAUGGG